Zingiber officinale is the source of this 612-nucleotide messenger RNA. RefSeq lists its product as uncharacterized. Lineage: Eukaryota; Viridiplantae; Streptophyta; Magnoliopsida; Zingiberales; Zingiberaceae. The transcript has a single exon. The record is from RefSeq and is a predicted model, not a curated record. Bases 1 to 612 code for a protein of 203 amino acids.
AUGUGGCGGUGGUGGUGUGGGAGAGGAAGCGUUAGGAGCAUUGUCGUCAAGGAGGGUGAGAUCGGAUCGGCUCUCAACCUGAGCUCAUUGAAGAAAUCAAAGAAGAAGAAGAAAGCAGCGAAAGAGAAUCCAUACUCGAGCCUAGGCCUCGAUAAGUUCUCCUCGUUACUUUCUAUCCUCGAGGCUCGAAGGACAGGCAUCGAAGCCGAAUCAGAAGAUACGCCGACGACGAUACUUUGGUUCAGGUUCACUGAGUCAAACGAUUGCGUGCCAAUCUUUAAAAACUUCAAAAACGACACCAAAGAAACUGGUCGCCGAGAAAUGCCGUCGGAAUCGCAGCCAGCUCCUGCCGAGCACGCCCAAGACAAAAAUGUCAACGAGGUUAGUAAAGAGAUGGGGAUCAAGAAGGUCAAAGCAUGGUCAUGGAAAGAUUGGGCGUCCGAGUCUCAUCCGUUUUUAUUGCUAGCUCUGCUCCUUCUUAGCUUGAUGUUCUCAAGGGUGUUUGCUAUAUACUGCGCUACGAUAUGGUGGUAUUUGGUGCCAAGAAUACAAGGCAAAGAUCCAAGGAGAAAAUCGAGAAGGUUAAUGAGAAAGAAGAGUGUAAUCGUGUAA